CAAAGUAUUUAUUUUAAUUUCACACUUGACGUGUUGAGGAGAAACGUAAAAGUGCUGUGGAAAUAUUACUGUUAGAACCUGUGAUCUAACAUAUCUGUGUAUUAUCGUGUGGUCACAGAAUUUGCAAAACAUCAGAAAUUGUGGUUAAUAGUCCUCCAUUGUUAUUGCUCAUUGGACUAUUGUUGAUAGUCCUCCAGUAACUAUAAUUUUCAUUAAGUGUUAGUCGGUUCUCACCCAGAAAACUAUAUGUUGACUGCACGUAGAGGUUGAUAAAGUGGGACACUCAUGUGCAAAGUCAGACUCUUAAAGUUCAAACAAAUAUAAAAACCACAAAACUAGGUCACCUCCCCUAAAAAGAGAACACAGACUCUGAGAAAGUGCUAAACAUUUUGCCUCUGAGCGAAAUGACAUCAGAGGACUGCACAUGAUGGUUGAGAAAACUCACAGUCUUGCUUAAAGUAUUUAGGUUAUACUUGCUUCUUUUUUUUUAUCAUACGUGACAGUCCAAGACACGUGGUUUUUCAAUGCACAUAUGGGCCAGUCGAACAGAGCAAAGUCUGAGAUGAUCAGAUUAUCAGAGGAAGAGGAAAAGCAGAGAUAUGAGAGUCAGCGAGAGAAAAUCAUGACACAUGGAUAUCUUCACACAAGCCUUGCGACUUGUCCUUCUUUUACUACUCAACUGUGAGCUAAGGGACUGUUAUAGAGUGGCAUGUACUGGAGAGCUGACAGUAGAUCAAGGCAUCAUUCCUAUUGGCUCCAACCUGACUGUACACUGUCGAUCUGACACUGUGAAAUGUGGCAGGCUCUUCAUCAUAAAGUUUAAUGGAAAGGAAGUUCUAAGAAAGACCAGCUGUUUCAAUGUGACAGCACAAGUGGUUGUGAACGAACCAAAAUCCUGGCUCUACUGUGCUGUGGAACAGGGAGGAAGGUCUCACAUUGUGUGUGGACGGGACAUCAUGGCUAACCUGAUUCCAAGUCCUCCACAAAUUAAAGAGAUUGCAUUCGCAAAAGGCUCCCUUUCCCCCACCAUCCACUGGCACAGCUCAGACGAUAUGGAGAAUCUGAAACCCAGUCUGAGGUUUCGAAGAACAUAUGGUGCUUCAGGCUGGAUGGAGGGAAAUGUGACUCAGCUUCACAGUGGGACACUUGUAUUGCCGGAGAAGUUGGAGCCGCUGACAUUAUAUCAGUUUGAGCUCAGAGUCUGCACAGUUUCAAUGAAGUAUAACUGCAGCUUGUGGAGUGAGCUGCUCACUCAGAGAAGCCCUGGAAAAGCACCCUCGACCAAGCUCGAUGUGUGGAGGAUAAUCAUGAGAAAUGAACAGAGCGACACUCAGAAUGUGACUGUCAUGUGGAAGCCUUUAGGUACAGAGGACUCCAAAGGAGUCUUGCACCAUUAUGAAAUAGUCUAUAAAGAGAAGGGCACUACACACAUUCUGAAUUGCUCAUCGGCUGUUACGCAGUACACACUUCAGCUGCCCCUGGAGGUGACAGAGCUGAAUGUCAGUGCAGUUACAUCAGCAGGAAGUUCACCUCCAGCUUCAGUGAGACUGACCUGUUCAGCAGGCAUACCAUCUCCAGAAAUAAACUCAAGCUAUGCAGCAGGGGGCGGCAUAACCCUUGUGUGGGACUCACCUCACUUCCCAGAUAGGACUUCUGAGCAAAUGCUGGGUUUUGUAGUUCAGUGGCAAUGCACUCCACUUCAAGUGCAGUGGAAGAGAAAUGAAAAGAACUACAACUCAGUAUACAUUCAGGCUACACAGUCAUCUCUGUGUAACAUUUCUCUCUAUGUUGAGAGCAGUGACAGAGUGUCAUGUCCUUCUAUUAAACAAAUCCAUAUGGCCAAGAAAGGCACUGACACAAUACCCACAGAUUUGGAGAAGAAUAAUAUUGCCCCUCAUAUGAAGAUCUUAAAAGUGCAAUCUGCUCCAGAAAAAACAAAAGAUGGACUGGUAGUCGGGAUUUGCCUCAUAACCGCGGUUCCUAUCAUUAUUAUUGUGAAUCUAAUGUACUUUAAAUGUACACGACAAAGAAUAAGGAAGGCGUUUGUGUCAGUGGGACCCUCUUGGCUUUUUCAGAAUUUACCUAAGCUUGGAAACAGCAAUGCCAUCAAAUUACUGAAGGAUGAGAGAUGUGGUUCUGAUCUGUGCUGGCAACCCGUGGACAACGACCCACCCUUAUCUCCAGUUGAGGACUACAGUCCACCUGUGGAAAGGAAGGAAUCGUACCCUAUUGUACACAAAGAAGUAACCACAGAGGAGAGGACAGUUGUGCAAGACUGGACAGUCUGUCCAUAUAAACCUCAAAUCACGAUUUCUCAAGGAGCAGAAGUGGCGUGUGAGGUAAUCGAGAAGGAAGAAGAUGAGCCUCCUUGGGUGGUCUUCUCCUCGCCUGUCUUCAAUACAUUUGAUCAACAUUUUUUUCCAAGUCAAGGAAUACAUGCACCUCUGCCAAGCUGCUUGACUGUGGAUGGAAGACCUGUAUCUAUGGAUCUUGUUGAUGGAUUUCCCUUUUUUACUCCGAGUGCUUUAGAUGGAAACAUGUGGACAGAUGGGAGGUUUGCAGAAACUGGAAAUGGUGAUCAGAACCAGCACCAAAGCCAGACAGUGUUACCCAAUGACCUGGUGAGGUGCUUGAAAGAGCCUUUUUUUAAUGACAGACCUCCUUUGGCAGUCCAGAGAAGUCUGCACACUGUACAGGUUGACAAGCAGUCGUUCUAAAAAGUCUACAAAAACUGUUCACAACUGUAACUGUGUGAAAAUCCUUGAGUGUGAAAUUUCACGUUCCCUUACAUCAGUCAUGUGUAAUAAAAUGUAAAUUAUACAGGAACUGAAACAAACAUUUACAUUAGCUGCUUGCUGGAGUUGAACUUAUAACCUUCCAAGAAGGAGGCCAGAGCCCUAACCACUCAGCCACAGUCUUACAAUUAAGUGCACCACAAACUAAAUAGCCAUCAUGAGGUUCUUUAUAGCAGCAGUGUGCACCAGUGAUCACCAGAGGUUUUUUGUUUUUUGUUUUUUUUGUUACAGUGUUGGCAGUCAAAACCCCCAUCACAAUUUACAGUAUAUUUGUUACUGAGUUCUUAUAGUUAUUAGCCAGUUUAACAGAUCACUUGAAUACAGUGAGUUUAAUCCAAACUUGAAUAACUCAAAAACAAGUAGGGCUAUAAAGAAUGACAACUUGGAUAAAAUGUGCUGUGUGUGUGCGGAACAUUCAAGAAUGAAAAGCCAUUUGACUCCAAUAAAUAGCUAGAAAAUAUUAAGUAGCCUAAGAUUUGAAUAGUUACUGUAGAUUAUGCUGAUAAAAGAAAUAUUUGAAUAGUUACUGUAGAUUAUGCUGAUAAAAGAAAUCUGUGCUGAGGAAGUCUGUGUAUUUUAUUGUAAAGUCCCUGGCUGCAAAAAAAUUGAGAACCCUAGUGAAACUGGUAUAAAAAAAAAGUCGCACUGAUUUUAAGCAUUAAUGUCUGUUUUUUAAUAAUUGAUAGAGCUACAAUACUCCACACAAGUCCUACAAAUGAAUUAGAAGACUAAGAUUAUUAACAGGAGGAAGUACAUGAAUGAUUUUUCAAAGAUCUUCUGUUGUUACGUUGAGAGUGAAAUGACUUUGGAGGUUUGUAGAGACUGAAUAUAGAUCAGAUAACCAAUGACCCACUGAGGUGGUUAAGGCCGGGAGACAUCCCUGAAUUGCAGACCUCCUUCACCACACAAAUCAACACAGUUCAUUCAUUUUGUACCUAAGAAAUACGAUUGUAUCUCUUCUGCACUACUGUAGAUAACUUAAUACGGAAACAAGGCAUUAAAGUAUAAUGAUGAAAGGAUGCCAUAACGUACAAGUUUAGAACCUGAUCUCAUGAAAAAAAAAUGAAUUCAAAGAAGUCAGGACAAUGUGGUAGAACUGAAUUCUAUUUCAUACUAAACAAAUCAUACGAUGAAUUGAAUUUUGUGAAUUGUUAUGAAUUUUCAAGAGUAAGACCAUAUUGGUUUUUUUUAUUGUUCAUCAUUAAGUCAUCAUAUUCAUCGGUGUACAUCACAGAUAUGACAUUCAUUUUCAAUGUAUUCUUUUUUAUUUUAAUUCAAGACGAAAAUGAAACUUUUGGAAGACAUCAAGGGUGGAAAAAUGUCCAUUUUCAUGUAAAAUGCCCUGAAACUUCUUAUGUCAUCCUUUUGGAUGUAAUAAAUCUGUGUAAACAUAUAA
Molecule: messenger RNA, 4191 nt
Organism: Pangasianodon hypophthalmus (striped catfish)
Lineage: Eukaryota; Metazoa; Chordata; Actinopteri; Siluriformes; Pangasiidae
Gene: il23r
Product: interleukin 23 receptor
Exons: 13
Coding region: 630-2717 (695 amino acids)
Molecular function (GO): protein binding
Source: RefSeq, a predicted model, not a curated record